CCUGUGGCACGCAUGAUGAGUGUGGAAACACUCCCCCAUUGAAACAAAUGGGGUUUGAGCAUACGCACUUUUCGCAAUAUGCGGGGAGGGAGGUCCAGAGGGCCCACUGUAGUUGGAUCUCAAAUUACAUAGUGAAUCCUGUAACAAAUUAUUAUAAUAGCUACUAAUUCUAGUUGCAGGUCAGAUUGAAGUACAGUGAUACCAGUUUGGAAAAUAUAAAUGUAAUGUGCAUGUUAUGCAGCUAAUUAUGAUUAAAAUUUCAGCAUGCCUAUCAUUGAACAAUAUGGCCGAAUUGCUUUCUGAUUCAGGCUGCAAGCUACGUGGAGACAUUUUAUAUAUAGUGCAUCUUUCCUAAAAUUUACAAUGAAUGGCAAUCUUAUUUGAUCAGAAUCAGUAGGUUAUAUGUAAUUAUUGUCAUUUUAAUUAUGUCCCUGAGGAAGCAGGUGAUUAAUGAAAGAUAAAGUAAACUUUUAAAGACUGAAUUAAAUUGGGAUUAAAUUUCAUUGAGAAUAAAUUUUGUAUAUUUUGUUAGAACAUGUAUGUUCAUUAGUUGCUAUAUGUUCAGCAUGACAGUUAGUGCAUCAAAGGUGGUGAAAUAUUUGUUUCAAGUACACAUUUUUCAUACUUGGAUUGCUAAUAUCCUCAUGGCAAAUUGUAUUUGUUGUUGGUUCUCACUGCUCCUAGGUGUGAAAGAAAACUAGCCUUAAUUCAGCCUUGUCAGCUGCAACCUUUUUAAAUUUACUUACAAAUUACAAUAAUUUUGAUUGUCUAGACUCUUAGUUUGGACUUUUCUCUUAUUUUCAGAUGGAAAUUUUUUAGCUUUCUGUGUAGGAGUUUGUCCUACACAGUUUUAGCUUUCACCAUAGCUUUUGUUCUGGGAGUUGUGUAGAUAAGGCCUAAACAUGGCUUUAUUUCCUGAUAGCGGCUCUCUAUCCUAGCUAUAUAGUCUGGUGCAGCAUGCUUUAUGGCUCUUCAAAUGUAGUUUACUUAGCACUAGCAUGAAUCCACUUCACACAACUGAGAGGUUCUGUAUGGAGUAUUGUCAUGCAGAUAAGGCAAGGUACAGAAGAGGAAAGUUUGUGUGUAUCCCUGAAGCAUUUCUGCAGUUUCCCAGUGUUUUUGAAAAAGUGACAUCAGUUUGUCCUUGAAAUUUGGAAGGAAGAUAUUUAGUGUAGUAUAGUCAUUGGAGAAGUGAAUUAAAUGCAGGGUAGUCAAUAUCAUAAUAAGUACGUUUUUAAAUUCAAUAUCUAGUCCAUAUUGCAGCCAAUAUUAAUUAAAAUCAAGUUAAGUAUAUUUAAGGUUUGUUAAAAUAACCUAAAGGCGCCCACUGAUGCUUGUCUGAUCUUGGAAACUAAACAGGGUCAGCCCUGAUUACACUUGGAUGGGAGACCACAAAUGAAUACCAGGUGCUGUAGGCUUUAUUUCAGCAGAAGGUACUAGCAAAACCACCUCUGAGUAUCCCUUUCCUAAGAAAUUGUUACGAAAUUAAUGAGGUUGACAUAAGUCAACAGGCAUCUUGAAGGCACAUUUCCACACACACAUUUGCUUUUAUAUGUAUAUUAUAAGUGGGGAUUUUAUAAUGAGUAGGAGGACAUUUGAUGAAUUAAUGUUUGAUGAGGAAUCAAUUUUAAUUCAACUAAUUUUAAUGUACUUUAUAUAGACAAAUUUUAUACAUUUUAGGACUACCAAAAUAAAAUUAAAUGUGGCUUUUGAGGAUUGGACCAGCAUAGCCUAUGCUUAGGCAUAAUAUUUCAAUCUCUAAUGUCUCAAACCAUAACUAUCUAAUUUCCUGUGUAUACUGUGUACUGCUUUCAGUAUUUGUAGUUAUGUCAUGAAAAAUUCGCAUCUGUUAUCAGUCGCUAUUUUUUUCAUAUCGGUUCAUAACAGUUAGCUUCCUAAUCUACAAAAUUAACUUUCUGAUGAAACAUUUGAAAUAAUCUUUGUUUGUUUAAGCUGACUAAUAACAUAUAAGGAAUUUAAAUUGUAUGAAGUGAAAGGACAGCUCUAGUGACUUUUUUUAUAUCUCAUACUCCUCUUAUCUUGUACUUUAUCUUACAGUUUAUCAUAUUGUACAAUGGCUUUGUUGCAGUAUUGUAUUGCUUUAUUACCACAUCACUGCUUUGAGAGGACUUCGAUGUAUUUUUCAUUUUAUUUCCAGCCAAUCAGGAUCUCAGGCUGCAUAAAGACAACCAGAGUGUCCAGAAAUAGCCCCAGGGGGAAGUUGAACAGAUAGCAAUGAUGAAACCAAAAGGACAGAAUGAGCACGAUGAAGGCAUGCUGGAAUAUUUAGAGGAUAUAAUAGGUUCAGGACGGUUAAAAGAGCCUAUUCAAAUAUUAUGUCGAAGAGUUGAGAUAUUAAAUGAACAGAGGGGUGAAAAGCUGAACAGAGUUAAAAUGGUGGAAAAAGAAAAGGAUGCCUUAGAAGGAGAACGGAAUAAAGCUCUUGAAUUCCUUUCUUUGGAAAACAAAAUGUUCAAGGAAAAGAAUAAGAUAUGCCAGUACUACAUUUACGAAUUACAGAAACAAAUAAAUGAACUGGAAAUACAGAAGGCAAAAAUACACGAAGACACUAAAGAAGUUAAUGAGAAAAGCAGCAAACUGGCAGAUGAAAUGAAAGAUAAGAGUAAAGCUCUGAAAGAAGUUGAAAAAAAACUUAAUAAAAUCACAGCGUUUAUAGAAGAAAACAAAAACAAAUUUACACAGCUGGAUUUGGAAGAUGUUCAAGUAAGAGAAAAACUAAAACAUGCGAAGAGCAAGUCAAAAAAAUUAGAGAAGCAGCUUCAGAAGGAUAAAGAAAAGGUUGAAGACUUGAGAAGUGUUCCUGCCAAUAGUGAGUCUACUAUCAAAGAAGCUACAGUUAACAGAGAAGUUCUAGAAAAAGAAAAGGAAAAGGUAGAAGAAAAACUGAAAGAAGUCAUGGAUAGUCUUAAACAAGAAACACAAGGAUUGCAGCGAGAGAAAGAGGACAAAGAAAAAGAACUCAUGGAAUUCAGCAAAACAGUUAAUGAAGCACGUUCAGAUUUUGAUGUGGCAAAAUCAGAACUUGAUUUAUACCUUAGUCGUCAUAAUAUUGCCGUAUCUCAGUUAGAAACUGCAAAAGGAGCUCUUCAAACUGCUUCAGAAACACUUAAAGAAAGGCUAGCUGCUAUCAAAGAACUGGAGUCAAAAUUACCACAAGCUGAACAUGAUCUGAAGAAGAAAGAGAAUGAACUUGAAAAACUUGUUAAAGAGGAAGCAGACAUAAAAAAUCAUGUUCAAGACCUGCGUCAGAAAGUGGAAGAAGCAAGAAGUUCAUUGACAGCAAAUAAAAGUCGAGGAAAAGUUCUUGAAGCUUUAAUGCAACAAAAGAAAUCUGGAAAUAUUCCUGGAAUAUAUGGGAGACUGGGUGAUUUAGGAGCAAUAGAUGAAAAGUAUGAUGUUGCAAUUUCUUCAUCAUGUGGGGCACUUGAUCACAUAGUUGUUGAUACAAUUGAUACAGCUCAAGAAUGUGUUAAUUUCUUAAAGAGGCAAAACAUUGGAGUGGCAACUUUUAUAGGGCUUGACAAGAUGUCUGUGUGGGGAAAAAGCAUGGGCAAAAUCCAGACUCCUGAAAAUACUCCUCGUCUGUUUGACAUGAUAAAAGUUAAAGAUGAGAAGUUCCGGCAAGCUUUUUAUUUUGCAAUACGAGAUACUCUGGUAGCUAAUAACCUGGAUCAAGCUACCAGAGUUGCAUUCCAGAAAGACAAGAGGUGGAGAGUAGUAACCUUGCAAGGACAAAUCAUAGAACAGUCAGGAACAAUGACUGGUGGUGGUGGAAAAAUAAUGAAGGGUAGAAUGGGAUCUUCGGUUAUAGUUGAAACAUCAGAAGAUCAGGUAAAUGAAAUGGAAUAUCAACUUCAAAAGAAUUCCCAAAAAGCAAAACAGUGCCAGGAACAGAAAGUGCAGCUUGAGGAAGAGAUAAUAAAAUUGCGUCAGAGUGUCAGAGAAAUGAGAAACACUUUAGAAAAGUACAGUGCAAGUAUUCAGAGUUUGUUAGAACAAGAAGCUCACUUAAAAAUCCAAGUUAAAGAGCUUGAAACAAAUGUAAUUGCUGCAGCUCCAGAUAAAAUCAAGCAAAAAGAAAUGGAGAAAAAGUGCAAUAGUUUCAAAGAAGAGUAUGACAGAGUUGCUGCAAAGGCUGGUAAAUUGGAAUCAGAAGUUAAGAAACUACAUAAUCUCAUAGUUGAAAUUAAUAAUAGUAAACUUAAAACUCAACAAGAUAAUCUUGAUAGAAUAAACAAGGAAAUAGAUCAGUGUACGUCUGCUAUUACUAAAGCUCAGGUGGCAAUCAAGACAGCAGAAAGAAAUUUGAAAAAAUCAGAGGAUGCUGUUCUUCACACUGAGAAGGAAAUUGACGAGAAUAAAAAGAACAUUCAAGAUUUAACAGAACAGCUGAGUACACUGGAUGAAAGAGCCGCUGAAGUUAUGAAUGACAGCAAAAAAGCUGAAGAGACCUUACCAGAGAUCCAAGAGGAACACCGCUCUGUGCUUCAAAAGAUGAAAUCUAUCCAAGAAGAAGAGCAUUUGCUUCAAAAGGAAGCUCUUAGUAUUAGGCUUAAAAUUGAGCAGCUAGAUAGUCAUGUUGCUGAGCAUCAAUCAAAGAUUAAGUAUUGGCAAAAAGAGAUAUCAAAAAUAUCAUUACAUCCCAUGGAAGACAAACAAGUGGAAGAGCUUCCUGUGCUCAGUCAAGAUGAACUUGAAGCUAUUAAAGAUCCAAAUAUUAUAACCAAUCAGAUAGCUCUUUUAGAAGCUCAGUGUCAUGAAAUGAAACCAAAUUUGGGUGCAAUUGCUGAAUAUAAUAAAAAGGAAGAGCUGUAUUUAAAACGUGUGGCAGAAUUGGAUGAAAUUACCAAUGAGAGAGACAAAUUCAGAGAAGCUUAUGAAGAGCUUAGGAAAAAUAGACUUAAUGAGUUUAUGGCAGGAUUUAAUGUAAUAACAAAUAAACUAAAAGAAAACUAUCAAAUGCUUACAUUAGGAGGAGAUGCAGAACUAGAGCUUGUAGAUAGCCUGGAUCCUUUCUCUGAAGGAAUCAUGUUCAGUGUUAGGCCACCAAAGAAAAGCUGGAAGAAGAUAUUCAACUUGUCAGGUGGAGAGAAGACACUUAGCUCACUGGCUUUGGUUUUUGCUCUACAUCAUUAUAAGCCAACUCCCCUUUAUUUCAUGGAUGAAAUUGAUGCAGCUCUUGAUUUUAAAAAUGUAUCCAUUGUCGCAUUUUAUAUAUAUGAGCAAACCAAAAACGCACAAUUCAUUAUCAUUUCGCUGCGAAACAACAUGUUUGAAAUUGCAGAUAGAUUAAUUGGUAUUUACAAGACAUACAAUACAACAAAAAGUGUUGCAACAAAUCCCAAAGUGAUUGCAUCAAAAGGACUCACAGAAGUUGAUUCUAUAGGGUGCUCCUGAAUGUGGAACUUGCUUUCAUUUUAACAAGCGGUUUCUAGUGAACACUUCCCAAUAUUUAACAUAAUUAAUAUCCAUUUAUUGUAAGUAAUUUUAAAUUUAGUAUUAUUCUGAGCAUGUUUUUCUCUAAGAACAUUUAAGGUCUUCAGCUCUGAAAUUACUGUUUACCCAUCAGAACUGAUUUUCAGUAGAUUAGCAUACUUUUUUGAUACUAAGGAUGAUAGAUUUUUUAAAAAACAAAAACCAAACAUUUUAUACUGAUUUUAUUUGUGUGUUCAAAUAAAAUUAUAAUGAAUAA
Sceloporus undulatus (fence lizard) is the source of this 5713-nucleotide messenger RNA. RefSeq names its product structural maintenance of chromosomes 4 (gene SMC4). Gene Ontology annotation, biological process: mitotic chromosome condensation. Gene Ontology annotation, cellular component: chromosome. NCBI's taxonomy places the organism in Eukaryota, Metazoa, Chordata, Lepidosauria, Squamata, Phrynosomatidae. Gene Ontology annotation, molecular function: ATP binding; protein binding; ATP hydrolysis activity. The transcript is spliced from 20 exons. The coding region runs from base 2236 to 5418 and encodes 1060 amino acids. The record is from RefSeq and is a predicted model, not a curated record.